This is a messenger RNA of Paramecium pentaurelia, 1662 nucleotides long. Lineage: Eukaryota; Ciliophora; Oligohymenophorea; Peniculida; Parameciidae. The record is from the annotation of a GenBank genome assembly.
AUGAAAUCUAUAAUGGGAAGAUGUAGGAUGAUUGAAGAUCUUGAUAAGAUAACAUGUAAAGGAUAACAUAAUGAUAAAAUAAGUUUAUUAGUUAUGCUUGAAAAUGAUUUACAAAAUGAAUAGAGACUAUACUGUGAGAAAUGUCUAUAAACAAAGAAAGGUGUCUUAAACGCAAUUCCAUUUGAUGAAGCAAAAUCAAGAAUAGAAAAAUAAUAAAAUAGACAUUUUAGUGAAUUAAAUUAUUCAAUCCUAUAAAGAAUAAAGUUUAUCGAUGAAUUUUCAGAGAACAUAAUAAGAGUAUUAUAAACAAUUGAAUAAUUUAUUAAAGAUUGUGAAUAGAGAAUAAAAUUAUGGUAGGAUUAAUUAAUAAAAUUUAGAGAUGACAAUUAUACAUAUAGUUUAAUACAAGAACUUUCCAAUUUAAAAAAGGAAGAAAAUUAAUGGGUGCAAGAGAAAUAUUUGGAUUCUCAAAAUUAAAUAAAUUUGAUUGAUUAAGAUCAUAGUCUCCAUCUAAAAUUCACGGUUGACGAAAUAUAACAGUAAGUUUAGAAUAUUGUUAAAGCACACGAACUACUUUAAGAUAAUAUCUAAAUCCAUUUUAAAAAUCUAAUUAACUAAUCCCAGAAGGAAUAAGAAUAAGAGCAACUUUAAAAAGAAAAUAUAUAAUUAAGUCAAAGAUUUUUCAACAAACUAUUUAAUAAAUUAGUUUAAGAGAUAAGAUAAAAUGAAAUAUGUUAUGCUAUAGGAUUCAAUCAGAAUGAUUCUAUAAUGGCUGCUGGAUUUAAUGAAUGUAUAAAGAUAUGGAAAAUAGAAAAUGGAUAAUUUAUAGAUUCAUAGAUCAUUUUAAAGGGGAAAUCAGAAGUCGAUUUUGCUAUUUGCAUAACUUUUAGUAAAAGAAAAAAUCUCUUUGUUUAUGGAAGUUAUGAUCAUAGUAUUGGAAUAUGGAAUGAGAUUGAGAAUGGCUAAUGGAAUCCAUCAGAUUCUUCAAAUGAAAUGUCUCAUUCAGGAAUGGUUACUUGCAUUCUUUUUAAUUAAUGUGAAGAUUAAGUGAUAUCAGGUAGUCAGGAUAAGUCUAUAAUCAUUUGGAAAUUCAAUGGCACUUCUAUUAAAUUCGAUUAGUAGUUAAUUAAGCAUAAAAAUACUAUUUUUAACAUAUGUAUGAAUUAAUAAGAAACUGAAAUUGCUUCAAUGAGUAAAGAUUAAUAAAUAAUUAUAUGGGUAAAAAUAUCAAAUAAAUGGAAAAUUAAAUAAAUAAUUUAGUAAUCUAAUAUUAAUUUUGGAGAUAUAGUUACUUUUAUAUCCAAUGAUGUGUUAGUAUUAUAUUAAAAUUUCUAAAAGUUCACCUAUGCUCGCUCAACGAUUGAUACUCAUUUUACUUAAAUAUCAGAACAAAGUCUUGAUUUAACUGAUAUUGUUAAAAACGAUGAAUAAUAUCUAUUUCCAACUUUUCAUUUUAUUCAUAAAAACUUAAUAGUUUAGAAAAAAGAUGGGAAUGUUUAUUUUGUUGUUGUUGAUGAAGAUUUCUAACCUUUAUCUUUAUCUAAACUUUACAUAAAUUAAAAAAAUACAUUUUAUGGUAACAUAACCAAUAAUGGUAGAUAUUUAGUUAUUUGGAGCUUUGGGGACUUAGAGUUUAAAAUUUAUAAGUUAUCCUAUUUAUGA